AACAUUCACUGGAAUCAUCAAAGAAUAAGGUUUUAAGAAAUGCGGUACAUGUUGAGGAAGCCAAAGUGGAGAAGUGUGUCAGAGAUGUAAUGAAAGAAAAGAAAAUUGAACAGAAGGAUACAGGGUUUAAGACAAAUCUGCAUAUAUCCUUACUGCAGAUAACAGGUUAUAAAAAACUUUAUUUGAAUGUGGAAAAUCUGAGGAAAGUCCCAUAUGAUUCAGAUAACGAAGAGCAUGAGGAACAGUUAAUUGAGCUUUGGAAUUUGCUGAUGCCUCAUGAGAAUCUGAAGGCCAGAAUCACCAAGCAGUGGUGUGACAUUGGCUUCCAAGGUGAUGAUCCCAAAACAGACUUCAGAGGAAUGGGCCUGCUGGGCUUAGUGAAUCUGGUGUAUUUUAGUAAGCAUUACACGGACGAAGCUCGUCAGAUCCUUUCUCGUUCAAAUCACCCAAAGCUGGGAUACUCGUAUGCAAUAGUUGGCAUCAAUCUGACAGAAAUGGCAUAUAGCUUACUUAAGAAUGGUGCUUUAAAGGCUCAUCUGUACAACCUGGUCUCUGGAUUGCCACAGAUGGAGCACUUCCAUCAGUUUUACUGUUAUCUGGUUUAUGAGUUUGACAGGUUCUGGUUUGAAGAAGAACCAGAAAGCAUUAUGCACUUCAACCAGUACAGAGAGAAAUUCCAUGAAAAAAUUAAGGGACUUCUACUGGAUUGUGAUGUGAUACUAACCUUACAAAAUACAAAGAAACCUUAACUCCUCUGCAACAUGCGAGGUUCUGCAUCGAAAAUGGAGUUGCGCAUUCAGAUGGAAGUUUUGCAUGUUUCACCAAAAACUGUUUAACAAUAGAACAUUUUUUUUACAUUUAAAAAAAUAAUCAAAAUUCAGUUAAGAAAGCUUGGACAAUCAACCUCUGUUUACAGGUCUUUAUAUGCUACUCUCCAAAGGACA
Tauraco erythrolophus (red-crested turaco) is the source of this 944-nucleotide messenger RNA. The record is from RefSeq and is a predicted model, not a curated record. Lineage: Eukaryota; Metazoa; Chordata; Aves; Musophagiformes; Musophagidae.